GGGUAUGAGGUGGAGGGAGUACUUUCUUCCCAAAUCCAAAUCCAUUCCAUUCAUUUUGCUGUCUCUCUGUUUUCAACAAACGUCCACAACAACACAUUUCGCCGUUUCAAAUUACUACUUGACACCGUCUGAAGUCCUAAUUCACUAGGACGUUAGACCAGAGAUAGAAGAAGGGAGAGUGGAAAAUUUCGGAGGCAAGAGGGACGGCGCGGACGCUUUCUAGCGAUAGUUUUAAGUGUCGCUUCGCAAAUCGCCACAAAAAAACACGCGUGACGGGAGAGGUGCUCAUAUUUAGUGUCCAUCGUGUCUUGAAAAGGAUUGCUUCCAAAGGAAGAGAGUCUCGCGGUGUAGCGGCGCUAUUGACUACAUAGCUUAUAUCCAAAUGGCACCAAGAUGGAAAGGAAAAGAUGCAAAAGCUAAAAAGGAUGCACAAGCUGAAGCGCUCAAGGAACCCAUGUCAAAGAUUGUAUCUCAAAUUCAGUCUUCUCUAGUUCAAUCAGAUACUCGUGGAUUUCUCUCUGGUAGUAGUGUACACUUAGUAGUGGAAGCAGAACAACUUCAUUUGCUCGAUAAAGCAUGUUUUGGCUCACCUGUGAGAACAGUUGAAAAGGACAAACCCCGGUUUCAAUUAAGCUUUGAGGAGGCAUUCUACCUAUGCUAUUCCUUGAAAUGCCUUAAGAUUAAUAAUGACAGUGAUGAUACUAGUUCCCAAACCGAUGAAGAGCUGUGGCAUUACAUGAAGUCAAAGAAAGAAACAUUCCCCUGUUUCUACAAGGCUUAUUCCCACCUGAGAAUGAAAAACUGGGUAGUGAGGUCAGGAGCUCAGUAUGGUGCAGAUUUCGUUGUCUAUCGUCACCAUCCAGCUCGGGUCCAUUCGGAGUAUGGUGUGCUUGUUUUAUCAGAUGAGGAAGAUAAAGAUCUAAAUGGAAGGUUGAGAGUAUGGUCUGAUGUUCAUUGCACAACUCGACUUCUUGGAGGCGUUGCAAAAAUCUUAUUGGUUUUGUAUGUCAAUAGAAAUGGUGGCAGCAAUGAGUCUCCAUUAUGUUUGGCAAACUACACCGUUGAAGAGCGCACAAUCACCAGAUGGAAUCCAGAACAAUGCCGCGAAAAGAUGGUAGUUCAUGCUAAUUCUGAUAACGGAACUGGGUAAUACUUCAUCAUAUGGACACAACAAAAUAUAUCAAACAUGAAAAGAAAGGUAUUUUUUUAUUGUCUUUGUCCAAAGAUAUUAGUUAUUCAAGCAUAACAAUAUUCUUAAAGAUUUAUGCAUUUAUAAUAUUCUUAAGAUUUCAUUCCUUUUUUAUUUAAA
This is a messenger RNA of Glycine soja, 1309 nucleotides long. Its product is annotated as tRNA-splicing endonuclease subunit Sen2-1-like. Lineage: Eukaryota; Viridiplantae; Streptophyta; Magnoliopsida; Fabales; Fabaceae. Bases 383 to 1150 code for a protein of 255 amino acids. Gene Ontology annotation, cellular component: tRNA-intron endonuclease complex. The record is from RefSeq and is a predicted model, not a curated record. The transcript is spliced from 3 exons. Gene Ontology annotation, molecular function: nucleic acid binding; tRNA-intron lyase activity. Gene Ontology annotation, biological process: tRNA-type intron splice site recognition and cleavage; tRNA splicing, via endonucleolytic cleavage and ligation.